Molecule: messenger RNA, 453 nt
Organism: Racocetra persica
Lineage: Eukaryota; Fungi; Glomeromycota; Glomeromycetes; Diversisporales; Gigasporaceae
Source: the annotation of a GenBank genome assembly
AUUUAUGGUGACACUGCUAAAAUACAUGAAAUCGCACAAAAUAGCAAGGAAAAUUUUGGUAAAACGUUAGAUAAUAUUAAUGCUACUAUGUCUUCAUUAAAGAUAUUACAAAGAAAUGAAAAAGAUUUUCCCAAUAAGGGAUAUUACAAAAGCUUUCGUAAUUUCAUUCAAGUUUCAGAUAAAAUAAGAUUAUUUGUAGAUACGGUAGCACAACGUAGCGCAUUUUUUAAAUAUAUUAAUGCUUACAACAUUAAAAAUAAAUAUAAAAAACUAUAUCAGGAAUUAACUAUUGAAACAUUGAAAGAUAAUUCUCAAGCAUUAGAAGACAUACAAAUUAAAUCAAAAUUACUAGGAGAACAACAAGAAGGGUUUAAAAAUCAAAUUGAUAUUAUCUUGCAAGAAAUUUUAAUUAUAAAAAAUCAAGUUGGCAUAAAUUCAAUAAAUCAGAACUAA